AUGAGACCAACUCUUGCUAAUCUAUUUCGCGAAUCUCCCGUGUCUUUGCUGACGAGGCCCUGGAAAAAAAAUCGGGACGGUACACUAUUUUACGGUGUUUCCAAGUCAGGAAACAGAAGAACUGCCUUGACUACAAAGCAAGGGAACAAGACGCUAUAUAAAGGUACUCGCUCUUCCCGUAUUGGUAAGCACACAAGGUAUGGUGGUUAUACUAUCAAUUGGGCCAAAGUGCGUACGUUCGUGACCCCAAUGAACUUCAACUCAGAGCUAAAACCUCUGGUAAGUCAUAAUGUGCCCGAGCUAAAGCACAGUUUUCAAGGAUAUCAAAAGGGUGCACUGGAUGCACAGCUCUACUUCCAAAAGCUGCGGAAUUACGUCAACGAAGGGAAAGUACAGAGUGAAGCAUCGGAUGUUAAAUGCUAUGUUGAAAGAGGAUAG
Lachancea lanzarotensis is the source of this 438-nucleotide messenger RNA. RefSeq names its product LALA0S13e01574g1_1 (gene MRPL27). The coding region runs from base 1 to 438 and encodes 145 amino acids. The record is from RefSeq and is a predicted model, not a curated record. Gene Ontology annotation, biological process: translation. Gene Ontology annotation, molecular function: structural constituent of ribosome. NCBI's taxonomy places the organism in Eukaryota, Fungi, Ascomycota, Saccharomycetes, Saccharomycetales, Saccharomycetaceae. Gene Ontology annotation, cellular component: mitochondrial large ribosomal subunit. The transcript has a single exon.